GAUAGUCGCUCGUUGAUAAGGCGGCGUUUCCGACGUUUCUGCGCUUGUUUCGACAGUGUCGGCACGUGUGUCAGGACUUCCGCUCUCUUUGUUGCUGUGGGCUGUUGCGUCUUGCUUCUGCACUGUCUCAAGUCCCGAAGGAACGUCCAGAGAAGAGAUGAAGUACAUGACUACAUGCUGUUGCAGUUGCUGCACGGUAGAGACAGGAACCAAAAUACUGAGCAUUUUGGGAGCAAUCUCAUUCACCAUUGUGUUCUGCAGUUCCAUCCCAAACCUUGGAGGCAACGACGACGACAACAAUCCUUUCAAUCUCCGUGGGAUAACUGUGUCUCAAGCUGUGUUCUCUGCCAUCGGUGCUCUGCUGGCUGUCCUUUGCAUGAUGGGGGCAGUUAAGAAGCAGCGUAUGUGGAUCCUCCCAUAUCUGGUGUUCCAAGGGCUUUCUACGGUCUGCAUUGUGAUCAUUUCUACGUUUCUUAUUGUUUCAUUGGGUGCUGUAGCAGCUACUCCUGAAGGGAAGGGAGAUGACCCCAAUACAGUGGACAGCAGGACUGGCUCCUCUCGUAGCGCGUUCGUGCCUUUCCUGAUAUCCGUUACUGUCUUUCUGGUUGUAUACACCAUCUUGAAUCUGUAUUACUUCUUCGUGAUUCUUUCUUACUACAAGGCCCUGGAGAAAGCUGAAUGCUACAACCAGUUUCAGAUGGGGGAUAGGUUGAUGUCCUCUGAUGAGCCUCCUUCUUAUUCUCCUGAAGAUAAGCCCACUCAGCAUUGCCCUUAGAUGGCCACACACAGUUGUGAUCUGGUUGGAUUGUUUUGCGUUUACAUUUUGUGCCACAGAGGAAGUGUGAUCUGAAAGAGGCCUUGUUCCUCAUCCGAAGUGCAGUAUAGUGAUCUCUGUAUACCAUGUGUGUUAGUGUUUACUGUCACACUUGAUGAGUCAAUGGAAUUUCUAGUCACUAUUUCCAAGUUGUGAUGCCUUACAUUUGUCAGCCAUUGUUCACUUUUGUUUCACAGGUCGCGAGACUUGUUGCCACUUGGGACGUAGGCUUGAUUUGGCAUUUUCUUGCAUGUUGUUCUUGCAUUAUGCUGUGUUACUUAUGUUACCCAGUUCAUGCCUUGUCUCAUGCUGGUUAUCGGAUCACCACUUCCAUGUGUUAACUGUUGCAUAGCACGUAUUUUGUUUGUGUGCUCCACAUGUUACUUGACCAGUAAUUCACACUCGGUGCAUAAAUAUUACUCUGUAGCCUGGUCCAAACAGGAAAUGCGCGAGCGUCGCAGCUAAGUUAUUACAACUGCUCAACUUGAGUCAUUAUUAACUUAGGCAAAACUGCUGCCAUAUUUAACAUUGUACACACUUAGAAGCAAGUGCCUUCAAGUUUUCAACUUUUUUUUUGUACUGUUUCUAACCACUGCCAAGAACAUAUUAAAAAGUUAAAAUAAAACACUACGAGAAAAGGU
This is a messenger RNA of Ornithodoros turicata, 1455 nucleotides long. RefSeq names its product lysosomal-associated transmembrane protein 4B-like. Bases 158 to 775 code for a protein of 205 amino acids. The transcript is spliced from 7 exons. The record is from RefSeq and is a predicted model, not a curated record. Lineage: Eukaryota; Metazoa; Arthropoda; Arachnida; Ixodida; Argasidae.